Messenger RNA from Sorghum bicolor (sorghum), 1797 nucleotides. RefSeq lists its product as uncharacterized. The transcript is spliced from 2 exons. NCBI's taxonomy places the organism in Eukaryota, Viridiplantae, Streptophyta, Magnoliopsida, Poales, Poaceae. The coding region runs from base 304 to 675 and encodes 123 amino acids. The record is from RefSeq and is a predicted model, not a curated record.
GCUGAGCCCCAUGCACCAAGGGGUUUAAAAGUACUACAGGGACAGACAGCACACCAUUGCUUGCAUGCAUGGCGGCAUGGAGUCCAAAGCUUUGACCAAUGGUGUGUGUGUGUACGUGUGCGAGCCUCUGAACCUGAACUAACCCCCCCCCCCUUUAAAACAUCUCUGCAUGCCAGCCUUUCCAAUUUGUUCUCCUCUCCUUUCCCUUUCAGACUUCAGUGUUGAGUCAGUCAGUCGGUCGUAUUCACGCUACCUUCUUUCAGAGGCCGGUUCGCAGCAGGCAGAGGUAGCAACAGGGCAGUUAUGCGGCGGCAGUUGAAGUGCGUCGUCCUGCUGAGCCUCCUCCUGGCGGCGCUCAGCCCCGUCGUCGUCGUCGUCGCCACCGCGCGCAGAGAGCUGCCGCUAAUGGCGGCCACCGGCGACGAAGGGCGGCAAGACGUGAGCAGCUCAUCAGGAACUGCGACGGCAGAGGGAGGGGCGGAGGUGGUGAUCGUCAGGAGGAGGGACGAGGAGGCGGUGAAGAACAGCAGGCGCCGUUUCAGAAGAACCAGCAGCAGCAGCAGCAGCGGGAAGCAGAUGCCUGCUGCUUCGCCGCAGUUCAACUUCGGUGGUGGCCGGAUACCCUUCACCGCCGACUACCACUCCGUCCACAGGCACCCGCCCACGCACAACUAGAACUGGCAGGUAGCUAGCACGCCAGCCUCCUUCCUGUUCAGCAACUAAUAACCGCCGUAAGGAGUUCUCCUACCUGUCUUCGUCAAAGAAAAGAAAAGGAAAAAAAGAGUUCUCCUGUCUGUCUCUGAAUAUUACUGAAUAGUAGCACCAGUUUAUUAGUUUUUUAUAGCUUUUAUUUUUAGGUUUGGAUCUUUAGUAGUAGUGGCAUAUAUACUACGUGUGGAAGCUGUAUUUUACUCUAAAUUUUUUUAGGUUUAGUUACUUCUUUAAUUAGCAACGAUAUAUAGCUAGUAUAAUAGGUACGCAAGCUGUAUUGUAUAUGUUGGGGCCAUUUUGUCUGAACAUGUAGUCAUCAGUGUGAGCUCUCGUCAGAGGGACAGCAGGGACCAUUGCUGAUGAUGGAUGGAUGUUCUCUUCGGCUUCCCUCAUCUUCUGUAUGUGUGUACUGACAAGUGGGGUUUAUGACACCAUGCUCUCUUGUUCUCUCUAGCUAGCUCAUGGUCGCGUUGUUGUUAAUUAUAUGUCGACUUUACAUGCAAUUUGCACAUACUAUUUGUGAAUGAUGUGAAGAUUAUUCUUUGCUGCCGUCUAUAUGUUGAUGCCGAUGCCUGCCUUCAUGUUCUUGACACCGACUGCUGGCCAGUUUAGCAAUACGGUAUAUAGUCCCACACACAGACAGGACACGUCUCCUCGUGAGACGUCAGGCCUGAAUAAACAUGGGGGACAUUGGCAAUACGGUAUAUUGCUACUCGAAUUUGGACGGUUUGGAAGGUGACAAGUAGUGGGGGUAAGCUUCGAUGCUGUGCUCGUGGUGGUUGUGGAACCCAUCCAUGUCUUCCUUCGCUCCACCUGUUAUUGUGUUGUCUUUGUCUCUUACCUGCGAAGGCCGGCGCAGGAUCUAUCGGUAGAAUCGGCAACACAACGCUUUCGCGGACUUGCCCUUCACCUUUCCUUGUAUUCAUGUAACGGCCGGUGUGAUCCAGUUCCAUGAAUGGCACAAUGAGAACGUCCCUAGCUACACAAUUUGAAUAGCUAAGUUCCAAACUGAGUGGUUUUGAGUUUUCACAUACGUUACGACAAAAAUUAUGUAUCUAGCUGGAACGAUUUAUUACAAUUUAAAAU